AUGAAGGUGAGGAAGAGAAGCAGGCCAGUGCGCUCCAAGGCGAGGAGAAUGGCUGCCAACGUCAGGGAGCGCAAGAGGAUCCUGGACUACAACCAAGCCUUCAAUGCCCUGCGCCUCGCCCUCAAACAUGACCUCGGUGGCAAAAGGCUUUCCAAAAUUGCUACCCUUCGGCGAGCCAUCAACAGGAUCACCGCUCUGUCCCUGUCCCUGCAUGGCACUGGGCGCUGCUGGUCCUGCACCCACUCUGAAUGCUGUGGCUGGGCUGAAGUCACUGCACAGGAGCCGAGGAUGAAGCCCAGCCGCCCUCAGCUCCCCUGGGAGCCCGGUUAUGGGGUUGCUGCCAUCUUGCAGCGCUGCUCUCCAUCCCCUCUCUAUGCCAUGUUUUCCCCCGAGAGGCAGCUCCAGCACUAUGAGAGCCCCAAGGAGGAUCGCUGCAUGCCCGGCUCUGCCUGUUGUUCCAGCGGGACCCACCACACCGGGCUUCGAGGCCAGCAGAGAGACAUGGCUGCUUUGCAAGACCCCCUGGCUGGGGCAGUCCCCUUGCAGCUGGGCUAUUGCCAAAGCUGGGGACACCAGCAGUGCCUCCCCAUCCACUGA
Molecule: messenger RNA, 597 nt
Organism: Mesitornis unicolor (brown roatelo)
Lineage: Eukaryota; Metazoa; Chordata; Aves; Mesitornithiformes; Mesitornithidae
Gene: BHLHA9
Product: basic helix-loop-helix family, member a9
Exons: 1
Coding region: 1-597 (198 amino acids)
Biological process (GO): developmental process; regulation of transcription by RNA polymerase II
Molecular function (GO): DNA-binding transcription factor activity, RNA polymerase II-specific; RNA polymerase II transcription regulatory region sequence-specific DNA binding; protein dimerization activity
Source: RefSeq, a predicted model, not a curated record